This is a messenger RNA of Pecten maximus, 1430 nucleotides long. RefSeq names its product lysosomal thioesterase PPT2-A-like. The transcript has 9 exons. Gene Ontology annotation, cellular component: lysosome. Bases 391 to 1374 code for a protein of 327 amino acids. Lineage: Eukaryota; Metazoa; Mollusca; Bivalvia; Pectinida; Pectinidae. Gene Ontology annotation, molecular function: thiolester hydrolase activity; palmitoyl hydrolase activity. The record is from RefSeq and is a predicted model, not a curated record.
AUGCAAUGAAUCAAUAUCAUUGUUUAAAGAGUUUAAAUAGGAUUUUGCUACCUAACACUUGCACUUUUAUCUAAUUACUGGCAGAAUGUAGAUAAAGUUCAAUCCAGACAGCAAAAUAUCGGAUAUGAUAGGAAGUAACAGAUAACGAGUGUCCAAAUGGAGACAGCAACUAAAUUGUUGUUUAUGACCUUAAGAUUUUGGGGUGAAGAAAAUAGAAUGAGUUAUCUCUUUUGAUCGCCUACAGUGAAGAGAUAAUUAUAACCUUUCCAAGAUCCUGUCCUGCUAGUAUAUGCAUACUAUGCAUAACCGUUAACGUCAAUGUUACAUAACAAAACAAUAUAUAAUGACAAAGGACUAUGUUUGAAUUGUCUGGCAUGGCUUUCGUCCUAAAUGUUAAUAAUCAUAGUCAACCAUGGUAAAAGCAUUCUUGCUGUCAUCUGUUCUUUCUGUACGGAUCAGUAUCGAGGCACGAUAAGGCACACUACAAAUCAGUUGUCCAAUAUGGCGAUAAGGUGUAUGUUGUUAGUAUGUACAUUAGUGUCUGGUUUACUACUUGAUCAUGCUGACAGUAUUAGGUCUAUCAUCUAUAUGCAUGGAAUCACAGCCGCGCCAGAUGAAGCGGAUCCGUUGAGGCAAUGGGUGGAUGAGGCAUUUCCAGGGACAAACGUUACGGCAAUCAAUGCCUUUAACCAUUUACAAAGUGUGGUUCCUAUGUGGACCCAGGUAAACACCAUUAAGGAAAUGGUGAGAGACGCCAUGGUAAAUAACCCUGAGGGAGUCAACCUCAUAUGUUUCUCUCAAGGCGGAUUGAUAUGCAGGGGACUACUUUCUGUUCUUCCUCACAACGUCAACAACUUCAUCUCUGUCAGUUCGCCACAAGCAGGGCAGUAUGGAGAUACUAUGUAUUUGCAGUAUUUCUUCCCAAACUACCUCAAACAAAACGUCUACAAGUUUUUCUACUCAGACGUGGGACAACAAUGGUCUAUCGCCAACUACUGGCACGAUCCCCACCAGGAGGCGCUGUACACGCAGUAUAACAAGUUUUUAGCAGCGCUAGACAACGACACUGCCACCCCUAAUGCCACACAGUAUAAAAACAAUUUUCUGCGAUUGAAGAAACUGAUAAUGAUUGGCGGGCCGGAUGACGGCGUCAUCACUCCUUGGCAGUCAAGCCAUUUCGGAUUUUAUGACGGUAAUGAAACAGUGGUACCGAUGAAAAAUCAGAAGUUUUACGAGCAGGACUCGUUCGGGCUGAAGACGUUGGAUACCCGGGGUGAUGUUGUCACUCACAUCGUACCCGGUGUACAGCAUACACACUGGAUGAAAACAAGGAUGGUGUUUGAAAAAUUCAUCAAACCAUGGCUAACAGGAUAAUUCAAUCAUUUAUGUAGCUUUGAGUUCAAAAUUAAAAAUCGCAUUAUCAUAAAAAA